AUGAGCACCAUGGAAUACAAAAGACCCAAGUGCUCGGUGCCUUUUCUCAUCAUCUCACAUGACGUGAAGGGAAGCGUGCAGCCUAGCGCGGCUGUUACGCGGCCUUCUGAGAUUAAGAGUAUCAACGAAAACCCUUCAUCGACAAUCCAGCCACAAAAUACUGGCCCUCAUCUCGAGAAAUCAAACGAUGCAUAUAACAAGCUUCCAGAUAUUUCGGAUCGUAGCUCAUGA
Molecule: messenger RNA, 231 nt
Organism: Blumeria graminis f. sp. triticale
Lineage: Eukaryota; Fungi; Ascomycota; Leotiomycetes; Helotiales; Erysiphaceae
Source: the annotation of a GenBank genome assembly